AAUGGCCGGCGCGUCCUCGCCGCCCCCGACGCCCAAGUCGCCCAAGCUGCAGCCGCCGCUCCUGGAGCGCGCCAAGGGCCCCUCCGGCCUCGACAAGAUCGUGCUCCGCGACCCGCGCGGCUUCUCCGCCGAGGUCCGUCUAUAUGGUGGGCAAGUAACCUCUUGGAAGAAUGACCAUGGGGAUGAGUUGCUUUUUGUAAGCAGCAAGGCCAUUUUCAAGUCUCCAGGAGCAAUUCAUGGUGGCAUACCCAUUUGCUUUCCUCAAUUUGGUACACAUGGGAAUAUCGAGAAACAUGGAUUUGCAAGGAACAGGUUAUGGUUAAUUGAUGAUAAUCCUCCACCUCUCCCAGUAAAUACAGCUAUUAAAACUUUUGCCGAUCUCAUUCUAAAGCCUUCUGAAGAAGAUCUCAAGAUUUGGCCUCACAGCUUUGAAUAUCGGUUAAGAGUUGCUCUUGGACCUAAAGGAGAUUUGCUUCUCACUUCUCGAAUAAGAAACACCAACGCUGAUGGAAGACCUUUCUCAUUUACAUUUGCAUAUCACACAUACUUCUCCGUGUCUGACAUAAGCGAAGUGCGUAUUGAAGGACUGGAGACAUUGGACUACUUUGACAACCUUGACGGGAAGAAGCGAUUCACAGAGCAGGGAGAUGCUAUUGUGUUUGAAUCAGAGGUUGACAAAAUAUAUCUGGACGCACCACCAAAAAUUGCAAUUAUUGAUCAUGAGAAGAAAAGAACAUUCGUCCUUAGGAAAGAUGGGCUUCCAGAUGCUGUUGUAUGGAAUCCAUGGGACAAGAGGUCAAAGACCAUUCAAGAUUUUGGUGAUGAAGAAUAUAAGCAGAUGUUGUGUGUGGAGCCUGCAGCUGUUGAGAAACCCAUUACUUUGAAGCCUGGUGAAGAGUGGAAAGGGAGGUUGGAGCUCUCAGCUGUUCCUUCCAGUUACUAUAGUGGUCAGUUAGAUCCGGACAAGGUUCUUCAUGGAUGAAAAUCCUCACUUGGGGCGUCACGUACAGGGACACUUCAUGACACUUAUAUUACCUUGUGCUUUGGCUGGCAAGGUGGACUUACAGGCCAUCUUUCCUCAUCUUCUCCACCUCUGCAUAUGCUUAUUUCCUGGAUAUGUAGAAGGAGGCCAGCACCGAAUAACAAAACUGCCCCAGUGGCUGUAUCGUGUGAUCUAUCUUCAGUGAACUCAAUCUAGUGUGCUCAGUCAUGACGAAAAGAAGUGAAUAAUGGCAUGCCAUAGUUUCGUGCUGCUUCUUGGUUAUGUGGAUAUUGGAUGGUGUGUUAUUCUGCAUCGGGCUAGGAUAUGGAUAUCUACCAAUUGUUUGCAGACUGUUGUCUGUAAUUUUCUAUCAAGAUCUGUACAUAUUGUAGCGACUUUCGGAACUUGCUGGUGGUCACCUUAAUAACAAAGGGAUUCUACUAUUUUGCUAUCAA
Messenger RNA from Lolium rigidum, 1437 nucleotides. Its product is annotated as putative glucose-6-phosphate 1-epimerase. Gene Ontology annotation, molecular function: isomerase activity; carbohydrate binding. The record is from RefSeq and is a predicted model, not a curated record. NCBI's taxonomy places the organism in Eukaryota, Viridiplantae, Streptophyta, Magnoliopsida, Poales, Poaceae. Gene Ontology annotation, biological process: carbohydrate metabolic process. The coding region runs from base 2 to 982 and encodes 326 amino acids. The transcript has 9 exons.